CAACCGCUGUUGCAUUUGAGGCUAGAUUCAAGUUUAUAGACAGGGCUCCAGGUCCAUAAGAAGCUAUGUGCCAAGAUCCCUAAAACUGGUGACCAGGUUUGCCGCGUUCUUGAUCGCUGCGCCGCUUCGUCAUCCAGUUUGCUGGUCAGCAACGUACGCGCAGUCUAUAUUGCGGUGGGACACAGCCACAGGGGAAAAGCCGGGGCGGCACAAUUGCCGCUGUGCACACCGGUCCUGUCCUCGCCAUACGAGCGUCAUUUGCAAAACAUAAGGAAGUGCUUGCUUGGCAUUCACGAAACUCGUGGGCUCAGGGCGGCCCGGAUGCCAACCGUGUUGCACAGCUCCCCCACAGCAGCCGAUUAAUAGCAUGGCUGGCGGCAAUCUCUGUCCAAGAAGAAGGCAAAUCUAGGAGGAGGUAUCGAAGCGUUUGGCGUGCGCGCAGCGCACAAGGAGGGGCUCGGCGGCCGUGCUAUGGACCUGGCUUCUCUUAGCCACCCGCCUGUGAGCCUGCAGCCCAGUGGCCCUCCGUUCCACGGCGGCCUCGCGCUCGCUGACGUGCCGGCGCGCGGCGCGUGCAGCUUCCCGCUAACAGACGGCGGAAACACCGAGCCACGGAACGGGGAGACGGAGGUGACGGGCUCACGCCCGCCUGCGGCAACGUCGCUCCAAGCCCAGGGCACUGGCGUGGACCCCCCCGACCCGCCCAUGACCGACUGGGCGGCGUGGCAAGACCGGCAGGACAGUGUACCCGCAGGCCCCUGUCACAGUAGCCAGCCGGGAGCCUUGCCGGAUUCAGACCCGGCAUCCUUGAUGGUGGCAGGCACAGAAGGCAACGGCGGCGUCGGGCAUGCACACGUGGGCGACGAGCAUGCCGUCGGGAGCAGCGGGUCAAGAAAGCGGCCUGCGCCUGAUCAGGACGCAGGCACGGAUGGCGCAACGACGGCAACCGCAGCAGAAUACGUAUUCCGCGCUGAGCACGGGCAAGCAGCAGCCUCCGAGGCGGCAGCAUCGGCAGCAGAAGCGAACGGACUGCGAGAGGGCUCCAUAGACGCAAAGGAGAUACCGCCAGAACCUGAGUGGGGCCCGGGGCACGCGUUGCCGCCCGUCGACUCCUUGGAAGCGCGGCUUCAACAGGCGUCUCCAACGUUGCAUGAACAGGAGGAACAGCGGUUGCAAGAUCAGCCGCAGCAGCAGCAGCAGCAGGUCGUGCAGGGCGACGUGCAGAUGCAGGAGGCGGACGGCGGCACAGCGCGCGGCGCGCCGGCCGAUAGCAACAGCGCUGAGCAGACGCCAGAACUCGUCGGCGACGCCAGCAAUGGCCCUGUUGGCGCCGCAGGGACAGCAGCGUCGCAAAGCGCCGCUGCCACGGCGGCUGAGGGCCCCGGCGGUACUCCUGCAUCAGCAACAGCGGAUCAGCCGGCGUCUCUAGUGGUCCAGGACGUGCUAGGCAAGGAGCUGACCCAGAUCAUCUCGCCGACCGGCGGCGUGUCCAACGCCGCCUAUGCGAGUCGGCUGGGCGCGCUGGUGGACGGCGAGGGUCGCCUGGGCGGGCGGCUGACGCUGCUGACGGUGCUGCAGCAGUCCAGCCAGGAGGUGCUGCGCACACUCGUGCAGGGCUCGGGGCUACGCUCGUUGGAGAAGUGGGUGGUCCAAUUCCGGGACGAGGCCAAGCUGUCGGCGCUCAUCACCGUCAUCGGCUGUCUCAAGAUGCUGCCUGUGGAUCUGCAGGCGCUGAAAGCCAGCAGCAUCGGCCAGACGGUGGGCAAGCUGCGCAAGCACACGGACGGGGGCGUGCGCAAGGCGGCGGCGGAGCUGGUGGACCUGUGGAAGGGCGUGGUGGACCGCUCGGUGGGGCGUGCUGGCGAAACGCGGCAGGGCGGCAAGUCGUCCAGAGCUGACGCCGCCUCACAAGAUGGGCCAAACAAGCGGGCGAAGAAGGGAGACGCGGGCGCCGCCGGGUCGGCUGCAGCAGGCGGCAAGGCAGCCUCUGAAGGCGGCGCCGCCGCCGCCGCCACCAGCACGCUGCACGUGAUGGAUGAUGAGCUGUUCAUGGCGGCGGGCAAGGACGCUGCCGGCGGCUCGGGCAAGGAGGCGGGUGGCUCGGGGCACAAGCCCGGCGGUCUGACCAGCUUCGUGGCGGGGCGUGGCAAGGUCCACACGGUUAAGCUGGAAAACCCAUCUCUUGGCAAGGCAGGGCAUGCGGCCGCGGCGUCGGACGGGGCACCGUCCGGCGAGGGCGGUGAGGGCGCUGCGUCGCCGUCCGGCGUGCUAAGUCCCGCCGGCAGCGGCGAAGUUGCCGCGGCAGGUGGCGACGGCGCGGCGGGCGGUGACGGCACAGCUGGACCAGAAUCACCAAAGCCAGGUGAAGGCGCGGCGUCGCCAGGGACAGAGGGCGCAGCCGGGGGCAACAACGCCAGCCCGGCACCGGCGUCGACUCCCAUCCCAAAGCCUGUGACGUUGCCGCGACUGGGAUCGCUCUCCGGCGGCCCGGGCGCGCCAUCUGUACGGCUGGGCAGUUUGCGCGACGGCAGCCUCCCAACAGCGGGAAUCGCCCGGCUUGGCGCCGUGGCGGGCGGGCUCGGCUCGGGCGUGGGCGGGCGGACGGGUACCGCUGCGUCGCUGCCGGCAGCGGUGGCGCCGGGCGGCCCGCAGAGCGCGCAUGCGCGCGCCAUGGCAGCGCGCGCCCGUGCACCGUCGCCGGAGCCGGGCCCGCGCAAGGAGAAGCGCAAGAGCGUGCGCUGGGCCAGUGAUGAUGCGCUGGCAGCGUUUAGGCUGUUCAAGAAAGAGGACCCGCCGCAGCUGGCGUCCGCGGAUGCGGUGCUGACGGCCGAGGACGAGGCGGCAGCGGCCGCUGACGUGAUGGGCGGCGCCGGGCUGCUGCCGCCGCACCACCCCGCCUUCCAGUCGGCGGCGCGGCGCGAGCACGCGUCGGAGCGCAUGGCUCUUAUUGCGCAGCACCAGCAGGAGGAGCAGGAGCGACAGCUGGAGAUGGAGCGCUGGAACGGCAUGCGCGCCUCGGUGCCGUGGACGGAGCCGCCGCUGCUGAACCUGGCCGUCGUGCAGAACCAGCAGCAGCCUGCCCUAGGAGAGGAGAGCGCUGAGCGCGCGGCGAUGGAGCUGGCGCGCCGGCGCACGCCGCGCGUUACCUACUACACGCCCGCGCAGGUGCCGCCGUCGCCCGGCGAGGCCCCGCGCGAGCCCGAGUAUGACCCAUACCGGGUACGGCACAUUCCGUUGGUCGUGCCCAUCAUACCGCAGCCACCAGGCGCCCCCGGCGCCGCCGCCAAUGUGCCGGCCGGGGCGCCGCUGCAGGGCCCAGCGGGGGGGCCGGGCUUGCCACCUCCGCCCCCGCAGGCGCCGCCAGCCCCGGUGCUAUUCGGCGGCGCCGCGGCAGGACUUGCAGGCGCUCAGCCGGCGGCGGCAGCGGCGGGGCUGCCGGUGGUGGCGGCACCCGGGGCGGCAGCAGGCGGUUCACAAGCUCCGACGCUGACGCUGCCGCCUGACCUGAUCGCGUCGCUGCCGGCGCUAAUCAGCACGCUGUCGCAGUCGCAGCCGCCACAAGCGGCGCAGCAGGCUUCCCAACAGGCGCUGACGCCCCCGCAGCAGGCAUCCACACAACCACCGCAGCAGCAACCUCAGCAGCAGCAGCAGCAGCAGCAGCAGUCGACGCUCACGCAGCCCGGUCCGCCGGGGUCGGCGGGUGUGGGGCAGCCGGUGCCAGGGCAGCAAUCUGGCGGCCCUGGCGCAGCUGGCAUGCAGCCCGGCAUGGGUGCUAAGGCGGGGGCGCCAGGUCUGGGCACCGGGCAGCCGCCGGGGCAAGGGCCGCCGGGCGUGGGUAUGAGCCAAGGAAUGCCGGGUGCCGGCCCGCAGCAGCCAGGCGGUGGCAUGGGCGCAGGACAGCACCAGGGCGGGCCGCACGGUGGUCAUAGUGGCAUGCCCGGCCACCCCGGCAUGCAGCAGCAGCAACAGCAGGCGCAGGGGCCGCAUGGGCCGCACGCCGGCAUGCAGCAGCAGCACCCGCACAUGGGCAUGGGCGGCCCUGGCCGGCCACCCAUGAUGGGCGGCCCCGGCGGUCCCGGCGGGGGCCCGCACAUGGGCUGGGGUGGCCCGGGCGGCCCGGGUGGCAUGAUGCGUGGCCAGAUGGGCAUGGGCAUGGUCGGCCCGCACGUUGGAGGCAUGGGUGCUGGUGGACCAGGCAUGGGCGGGCCAGGCAUGGGCGGGCCAGGCAUGGGCGGUGGUGGCAUGGGUGGCGCAGGCAUGGGCCGCGGCGGCACCGCCGCGGUGCCGCCCCCGCCGCCCCGCAAGGACGGGCCGCCAGGCAUGGGCGGCCCUGGCCCGCACAUGAUGGGCGGACCCGGAGGCCACCCCGGCAUGCGCCACCCCGGCGGUUGGGGCGGCCCGGGCGGCGGGCCGCAGCAGGGUGGCGGCGGCGCCGGCGGUGUGCAGGGUGGUCCCGGCCCGGGUCAAGGCCCCGGUCAGGGGCCCGGCCCUGGUGCCAAGAUGUGCGUGUACUUCAACACGCCCAACGGCUGCCGCAACGGGGACAACUGCCGCUUCCUGCACAUCAGCGGCGGCCAGGAGCAGAGCCAGGGCGCCCACUUCGACGGCCCCUUCGGCGGCCCCGGCAGGGGAGGCGUGGGCAUGGGCGGAAUGGCUGGCAUGGGCGGAAUGGGUGGCAUGGGCGGCAUGGGACGGCCGGGCGGCCCUGGCAUGCACGGCAUGCCUGGCGGCCCCGGCAUGCGACGCCGGUGAGCGCGUUUCCGCUUCAUGGUUGUCGGUUGAGGGCCCUGGAUGCUGAGCACGAGUUUGCGCAACUGAAGCGCAUUAGCACGAAUGAUAGGCUGAAGAAGAUGGGGCUGUUCCCAAGUGCGGCGGGCCCGCAAGUUGCGGACGCCCAUUUAGAUACCCGUAGAACAGCAGGUUCCGCAGGCUGAUCGCGCACGCAGGACUGCCGCACUUCUGGUUGUUGGUGAAUUGGGCAUAACCUAUCGAGCAGUGAGUAUGCGGGUCCUACAGGCCAUGAAGCAGCCUGGGCGAGAUAAGGUCUAGCGCAGUACGCAGGGUUGCGCGACUUGCACCCACGUUAAUAGGCAGGGCGCGGAGGAAGGACAGCUGAGCUUGAUGAUACUGGAAUGGCUGGUGCAUGUGGCGGUGCAAAGGGUUUCAGUGACACGUACAAACCCAAUGCGCCCAGGAUGUGGCAACCCGCCCCACGAAACUUUCUGUUGAAUGCCCGCCCAGAAAGUGGCGAUACGGACGGAUACUGAGGGUUGAGGCCUUGGUUGAGGCCCUAGUUCCGUGCGUGGCGUGCCCACUACAGCCCACUAUCGCCGUGCGUGCCGUAACAACUUCCCCAACAGCAACUCGCUUGCUCCCCGAGGAACACAGCUUGUUUUACGUUUGUAACUUUGUAGGCAGAUUGUGACUUUCCUGGCGGAGACUGGAGCCUCAUUGCGCGAUGGA
Chlamydomonas reinhardtii is the source of this 5463-nucleotide messenger RNA. RefSeq lists its product as uncharacterized. The transcript has 8 exons. The record is from RefSeq and is a predicted model, not a curated record. Gene Ontology annotation, molecular function: metal ion binding. The coding region runs from base 472 to 4752 and encodes 1426 amino acids. Gene Ontology annotation, cellular component: nucleus. NCBI's taxonomy places the organism in Eukaryota, Viridiplantae, Chlorophyta, Chlorophyceae, Chlamydomonadales, Chlamydomonadaceae.